Molecule: messenger RNA, 766 nt
Organism: Tricharina praecox
Lineage: Eukaryota; Fungi; Ascomycota; Pezizomycetes; Pezizales; Pyronemataceae
Exons: 2
Coding region: 117-698 (193 amino acids)
Source: RefSeq, a predicted model, not a curated record
CACCAGCACAACCCCUCGGUAGAAAUUCCUCCAGAGUAAAGAGCUGGCCGAUCCUCGUAGCUGCAGGAUCAAGGUGUUCGGUCCGGACACGAUUCAGUGAAAUUAUUCGUUGCGAGAUGUUUGCCGAGGCGACGACGAGACGAUGUUGUUUUGGGUGGACCAUGGGCGUGUGGGAGAGGGUCUCCAGGUGUCCACAGGAUUUGGUGGUGCUUGCUAGAGAAAUCCAGGCAGUCAGCUGUAGCAACGAUGAAGGGGCCAUGGUUCACUCCCGUCCGUUGAAGCGUUCGUCGAACAAAAUUGCGCAUCUCUGUCUCAUAUCGCAUGGCGCGGCACCUGUUUGUCCGAUGUGUGUGGUCCUGCAGCGCACGAAACUGCGACCAGAAAUCUUUGGUUGGUUUUGGUUUUGCCAGCUGGCUCGAACUUGUGCCAGGAUCGUAGGAAUGGCUCCGUUGCCGGUAAAAAAAAAUAGCAAUGAGAGAGACCAGGAGGCUUCGAGUCUUGCGUCUUUCUGGUUGUUUUGUACAUACAUAUGUCCGACAGCGGCGUUAACGGUCCGUCCGUUGAAGAUACCCACUGGCUGCAGUAUAAUGACACCCCGCAAUUACCCCGAACACAUACCAGCAACUUUUCCUAUUAUCAUGUUGUGUCGUGUCGUGUCGGGCACUGUUCUUGCCGAUGCAUGCCGCUUUGUAUUCUGAGCUUUCUUUCCAUCAGCAUCGGGAAGCUUGAGUACGGAUGACACCUUACUCGUAGCUAUCGGACUUCC